GCUGAUCUCCAGUGGGUGCCUGAAUCUGCUCGGUGUGGUCCAGGGGCGCGCACCACCGGGCGGCUGUAGGAGACUCAGCGGGAGCCGGGCCGCCCCGACCCUGCCCCGCCUGUGUCCCCGGCUCCACCCGCCGAACUGCGGCACCAUGUCCUUCAAGAGGGAGAUGCCACUUGCAAAUGCUGUGUUCUGGACCGCACGCAGAGGAAACGCUACCCUCUUGAGGAUACUUCUAAACAGUGGUCGGAUGGAUGUAGACUGCAGAGACAGUGUUGGGACAACUGCUCUCAUGGUGGCUUCACACUGCAAUCAUAUGGAUUGUGUUCGGGAGCUGAUCUUACAAGGAGCGGGCAUUAACAUCCAGAGAGAGUCAGGUUCUACUGCUCUUUACUUUGCUGCUCAACAAGGGAACGAUGAGAUUGUGAAAUUCCUGUUGGAGUAUGGGGCCUCCACAGAGCUAUCAACCAAAAAUAGAGCCACUCCACUGUCGAUCGCAAGUCAGUGCGGACACCUCAAAGUGGUGGAGACUUUGCUAAACAGGAGAUGCAACGUUAAUAUCCAGCUGCAGGACGGAGCAACAUCGCUCUUUCUGGCCGCACAAGGCGGGCACCUUAAAGUGGUUCAACAGCUCCUGUCAGCGGACGCAGAGAUUGACCAACCAAGACAGGAUCUAACCACACCAUUGUGGAUAGCGGCACAAAUGGGAUACAUUGAUAUCGUUAAGCUGCUGCUCCAACAUGGAGCGAGUUCAGAUACUUCUCGCAAGGACGGCUCUACACCUUUAUUCAAAGCUGCAUACAAAGGGUUUACAGAAGUUGUCCGGGAGUUACUGAUGUUUUCUCCCUCACUGGGAAUUCUAAAGAAUGGAAUGACGGCUCUCCACGCUGCGGUGUUAGGAGGGAGUGCAAGAACAGUGACUCUUCUCAUUGAAUCUGGAGCAGAUCCAAGUCUAAGGAACACGGAAAAAGAGUUACCGUCAGAUCUCACGAGGAAUGACCGGUUGGUCAAGUGUCUUCAGUCAAGACGAGGUGCAGAAAGUUGAUGAUGUGAAAAAGAUGUCUGACAAACCUUUCAGAGCACAGUGAGAACUGCAAUUCUUUGCUUUUGGCUGGGGAGAGAUGUGACGAGUGAUUAUAAAGAUGUCAUUAAAAAAAUGAACAAGCCAUAUUUGGGGUUAUUAUGCAUCUGUUGUUUGUAUUAAUUUUAAUUAAAAAUAAUUUAAUGUCAUUUUAAUAUCACUGGAGCGUUUUGAUUCAUUAAAAGAUGAAGGCAAAGAUAUUCCAUUUACGGGUGAUGACAGAAUCACCAGAACAGAGAAUGUAUUUAUGCUUUGAAGUAUUUCUGCUGUAAAGUUAAUGAAUAAUUACAGUGCUAAAGAAUAAUUUUGGUGCUGGCUGGUUUAACGUUUUGGAUAAAAGAUAUGAAGAGAAAUGUUUUGAGCUGGUAGUCUGUAAUUCACUGCCUGUAGGGGAGUGAAGGCAGCCAGUUAGGUCGUCAGCAGGGAAUUGGAUGACACUGUGGAUGGAAUAACUGCAGGUCGACAGGAAACGAGCAGGGCACUGAGACUGACGGGAUUGCUGUACAGGGGGGUGGCAUGGACUCAACAGACCUCGCCUGUGCAGUUACAAAUCUAAGAUCUACUUGUUGAUCUAAGAUAUUCUCAGCACAAUUCAUCAAAAUUAUGUUGAGGUGGGAACAAUGUACUGCACCAAACAAUUAUGUUGCACUGUUGUUUAAUUAAACUUUAAUUGAACUGU
Leucoraja erinaceus (little skate) is the source of this 1754-nucleotide messenger RNA. It is a transcript of the gene ankrd29, whose product is annotated as ankyrin repeat domain 29. Gene Ontology annotation, cellular component: membrane; synapse; axon initial segment. Gene Ontology annotation, molecular function: transmembrane transporter binding. The transcript has 10 exons. Lineage: Eukaryota; Metazoa; Chordata; Chondrichthyes; Rajiformes; Rajidae. The coding region runs from base 146 to 1039 and encodes 297 amino acids. Gene Ontology annotation, biological process: neuronal action potential; negative regulation of delayed rectifier potassium channel activity. The record is from RefSeq and is a predicted model, not a curated record.